Messenger RNA from Penicillium macrosclerotiorum, 234 nucleotides. RefSeq names its product SWI5/SAE3 family protein. The coding region runs from base 1 to 234 and encodes 77 amino acids. The record is from RefSeq and is a predicted model, not a curated record. NCBI's taxonomy places the organism in Eukaryota, Fungi, Ascomycota, Eurotiomycetes, Eurotiales, Aspergillaceae. Gene Ontology annotation, cellular component: Swi5-Swi2 complex; Swi5-Sfr1 complex. The transcript has 2 exons. Gene Ontology annotation, biological process: meiotic DNA recombinase assembly involved in reciprocal meiotic recombination; meiotic joint molecule formation; double-strand break repair via homologous recombination.
AUGUCGAUUGCCAGCCUCGAGACCCAGAAAGCGCAACUAGAAGCAGAGAUAGAAGAAUGCCGAGUCAAACUCAGCCACGACCCCUCGAAAACAGUAAAACGGCACAUCCACCUACUACACGAGUAUAAUGAGGUCAAAGAUGUGGCACAGGGCCUGAUGGGUUUGAUUGCAGAGGCUCAAGGCGUACAGUGCGCCGACGUACAACGGGAAUACGGCGUUCGAGAACAGGAUUAA